This is a messenger RNA of Iphiclides podalirius (scarce swallowtail), 249 nucleotides long. Lineage: Eukaryota; Metazoa; Arthropoda; Insecta; Lepidoptera; Papilionidae. The record is from the annotation of a GenBank genome assembly.
AUGCCUCGAAGCCAGCCGAACGGUAGAAGGCGCAGGCGGCACCGGGGCACGUGCCUAGUACGAUACCCGAGGGGUAUUUAUUUUCGUUCGCACCUCACUCCCCGCCAAGUUGCGUUGGCGAUUGAGAAACGGCGGCGCGGAGUUGCCACGAUGACCUUAUCCGGGCGUCAGAACCACGGGCUCAGGGUGGGAUGGCGUUGGCGGUGCGUGGGCAAAAUUAGCGGCCGCUCGGGCGGGAAGCGGCGCGCG